Molecule: messenger RNA, 375 nt
Organism: Trichoderma asperellum CBS 433.97
Lineage: Eukaryota; Fungi; Ascomycota; Sordariomycetes; Hypocreales; Hypocreaceae
Source: RefSeq, a predicted model, not a curated record
AUGGGUGAGACUGCGUCGCUUCCAGCCUUCCGUGGCUUGCGCGGACUGGGCGGAGGGCCAAUGACUUGCUGCCAGCAUGCAACGCUCUCUGCGGAUUCGACUAACGAUGGCACUGGUGAGCGCUUACGCCCACGCCCUGAUGGAAUUGGUUGCGAGUCUGAGACAUCGGGGACGACAGACAAAUCAGACGAGAUGCCAACCUGGCUGCCUGCGUACUGUACGAGUGCACGGUCUGGCCUGGCCGCCUCCCAAGAUUACUUGGGGCCGCAGUCUGCGGAGAUUGGUGCUGGGUAUCAUGCUAUUUCCAACUGCCCCCCAUAUCGCUACUACUCUUUGUGUGACAGAAGAGGCUCGAGGGACACUCGUAUCUAUUAG